UACAAAAAAAUUAUUAAUUAAACAGGAAAAUUAAAUAAAUCAACAAGCAACAACAGAUACAAAAAAUGUCUGCAGUCAGCAGUCGCAAUCAGAAAAUGGAACAACAGCGUCUGCUAAUGGAAGCGUAUAUACGACAAAAGCGCGCCUCGCCGGGCAUGGUGCAGGCAAGUGACUUACAAAUAACCCGUCCCAUGUCGGGGCUGCGCACAUCAACGGCCACUGGCCGCGAGCUGCAUGCCUACGAUGGUCCAAUGCAAUUCAUCAGUUCGCCACACAAUCCCGAUCAAUUAUUAAGUAACACCACCGGCGUCACAGCUACGAAUACGAACGCGACCACCGUCAACGCCAGCCACAAUGCGACCAGCACGAAUGGUCGUCAGCAUGGUGUCAGCUUUACGAACAAUAUGCGCCCGCGGACAGCCCAGAUGACAGGACAUAUCAUCAAUCAGGAUGAUUUAAUCGAAGAGAUUUCCUCACACGAACUCGAAGAUGACGAAAGCAGUCCCGUCAAUCAUGUGAGCAGCAAUGGGCAACGGCAAAAGCAACGCCAACAACAACAAUUACAACAACAUCAACAACGUUCAUAUAGCCACGAUCAGGAUAGCAGCACAUUGGACGAAGAUGAUUAUGUGAAUCGGAAUAUCGAGGAAGCGGCACCCGUCAUGCCAUUGAAUCACAGCAUCGCCAAUAGCAUCGCAUCACAAACCAACACCACCACCAAUUCGGCCGUCGGUGUACGCAGCACUUCGGCGCACUCGACCGGCGCCGGUUCGGCUAAUAACACUGCCAACUAUUCGAACAGUGCGCAGCAAACGAAUUCGUCAGCGGACGCCAGUGGCGAACCGGAGGGUGAUCUGGUCGGCAACAUCGAACAGUUCGUCAUGCAGCCAGCGUCACAGGGUGUGCUUUUCAAGUGUCGCAUAACGCGUGAUCGCAAAGGCAUGGAUCGUGGCCUAUUUCCGAUCUAUUAUUUGCACUUGGAGCGCGAUUAUGGCAAGAAAAUAUUUCUCUUGGGCGGACGCAAGCGAAAGAAGAGCAAAACAUCCAAUUAUAUUAUCAGCUGUGAUCCUACGGACUUGUCACGUAACGCCGAGGGUUUUUGUGGAAAAUUGCGUUCGAAUGUGUUCGGCACCUCCUUUACCGUGUUCGAUAAUGGCAACAAAGAUAGCACGGAAAAUCCCCGACUCGAUUUGGCGGUGAUCAUCUAUGACACCAAUAUUCUCGGUUUCAAAGGUCCACGCAAUAUGACCGUGAUACUGCCCGGCAUGACGGAGGAGGAUCAACGCGUGAAAAUCAGCUCGGCCGAUCCCAAACAACAGGGUAUACUAGACUUAUGGAAAGUUAAGAACAUGGACACCAUCGUUGAGCUGCACAACAAGACACCCGUAUGGAAUGAUGAGACACAAUCGUAUGUUUUAAAUUUUCACGGGCGCGUCACACAAGCAUCGGUUAAGAAUUUCCAACUCGUACACGAUUCGGAUCCCGAUUAUAUAGUCAUGCAGUUCGGGCGCACCUCCGAAGACGUCUUCACCAUGGACUAUCGCUAUCCGCUGUGCGCGCUGCAAGCGUUCGCCAUAGCGUUGAGCAGUUUUGAUGGCAAAAUCGCGUGCGAGUAGAAAAGCGUGAGAGGCUGAGCAUACGACAGUGGAGUGACAAUUUUGCGCAGGCGUGUGCAAAGACAAAAUUAUGCUCAAAUUUAUAAGCGUUCAGCAAUAACUAUAGUAUUUUAUGUAAAUGUAAAUGUAAAAUCAAAAACUAAGCACAAAAGAGUACGGUCAAAAUCAAAAAAGUGCAUGAACUCAAAAACAAACGGUUGCCUUAGUUGAGAGCGUUCGCAAGGCGCGCUAGAAUAACACCCACAAUUGUAUGUAUUUAUGUGGUGGGUCUGUACAUCAUGCACCGACUUGAUUAACACUAAUAUUUUUUUUUUAUAAAGCAAUUAAGAGUACAAGUGAGAGAAAAACAUAUACACACCAACAAACAUUUAUAUAUAUGUAGGUGGCAUAUAAAAAAUUCGAAAAGCAUCAAAAAUACAUUAAAAACUCUCUGGCAGACUAACGGACACAAUUUUUUUUAGUUCCGAAAUUGAGUUUGAAGAAGUAAAAUUUUCAAAAAUCAUUUUUCGUAUCACUAUUAUUAAAGCAUAUUUAAGUUUGCCUUAGUAUUUCUACACUAAAUACUCAGCGAACACGCCAUACAACAAUUUUCAAGGCUACUAACUUAUAUAUUGGUUAGUCGAAAAAGUCUUUUCGUAUUUUGUGAAUAGAUGUCGUUGCAGUCGUAUAACUUAUACUUAGCGAUGGAAAGGUGAGAUCUUAAGCUUCAUUUAACAGAAACAAAAAAAUGUAAUUCGGAAAAUUCGGUUGAAAACAAAUUGUUCAAAAAUUAGUAAAAAUAAUGCAGAAAUUCGCUAUAUUUUGAAAUUUUUGUAUAAAAAAUAGAAGAAUACCACGCAAGCCAACAGCAUUGCGAAGUUUACGUAGGCGAUGCUGUAUCAGUUCGUGUAGCACAAUAAUGUUUCACUCGAUUCCGUUGUGGAAAUUACGAUGUGAUAAAGCCUCGCUCUGGUCGACCUAUCGUUGAAAAAGUCGAUGAAAUUAUGGAAAAUAUUUUCCAGAACUAUCACAUAAGCAGCUAUGACAUCGCUAAGGAACUUAACAUUUAUCAUCAAAAGAGUUUUAACCAUUUAAAAAGUGCUGGCUACAAAAAGAAGCUCGAUGUUUGAGUACCAAAUGAAUUAUCUGUGAAAAAUUUAAUGAAUCGAAUUAAG
Messenger RNA from Bactrocera tryoni, 2770 nucleotides. RefSeq names its product protein king tubby (gene ktub). NCBI's taxonomy places the organism in Eukaryota, Metazoa, Arthropoda, Insecta, Diptera, Tephritidae. Bases 66 to 1616 code for a protein of 516 amino acids. The transcript is spliced from 6 exons. Gene Ontology annotation, biological process: protein localization to cilium. The record is from RefSeq and is a predicted model, not a curated record. Gene Ontology annotation, cellular component: cilium.